GAUGAGAUCACAUUGGCAGUCGUACUCAAAGAAAGUGCGAUCGUAAAUGUUUUGGCGUUCAAUAUUGAGAAAUUAUCGUUUCGUAAAUUAUGUGAACUGAGUGCAGUGUCGAAUAUUGUCGAUGUAGCUUUUUGUAAAGAAAAUUAUAUUGUUGCCUUAAGCAAUGAUUCGGUUCUGUUUGGAGAAAUUCGAUCGGGAGGAGGAAGAUUAGAAGUGGUGCAAGGAACUGAUGAAUAUCUAGUGAACGAUCUGAAAGAAGCUCGAGAUGGUUUACCGUGUCUGGAAAAGAAAAUCGGAUUCGAUAAUAUGAGUGAAUAUCGACAGAGAAAACUUGAAAGAAUUCAGAACAGGAAGCGAAAGGCUGAAAAAGUAGAGUAG
Messenger RNA from Anisakis simplex (herring worm), 378 nucleotides. NCBI's taxonomy places the organism in Eukaryota, Metazoa, Nematoda, Chromadorea, Rhabditida, Anisakidae. The record is from the annotation of a GenBank genome assembly.